AUGAAGCCCACCUGGUGGCCCGGCGAGAAGCACGAGCUCUUCACAGAAUGGGCUAAAACUCAAGGCAUCGUUAUCAAUGGGGUCAGUCCAGCGCGAUUCCCUGGCCGCGGUCUCGGUAUGAUCGCAACGCGAAAGAUAGAAAAAGACUCCAUCCUCGUCAAAGUCCCCCACUCCGCAAUGCUCACGCCCUCCAAACUCCCAUCUACCUUCACCUCGCGCUUCCCGUCAGACACACCAACCCACACUCUCUACGCCGCAUACCUCACCAACGCCAGUCCCUCCCACAUAACACCAUGGCGCAACACCUGGCCCACAAUGGAAGACUUUACCUCCAGCAUGCCUAUUCUCUGGUCUUCAUCUUCCCCCCUAUCAUCCAGCAGCAACAGCAACACCAGCAAAAUCCAGGACCUCCUCCCACCCUCCAUCUCCAACACCUGGAGCACCAUAACCCCCGGGAAACGGAAACACAAGUACGACACACGGCAUCAGAACCUCCUCAAAGCACAAGAAACCCGUCUGCGCAAGGCCUGGGAUAUCGUUGUCCGGGUAUUCCCCGAGACAGAUAAAGAGCUGUUCACGUACCAUUGGGUGAUUGUGAACACGCGAAGCUUCUUUUAUCUUCUGCCCGGGGCGGAAAUGCCGGAGGAUAGAAAUGAUGCGAUGGCGUUGGUGCCGUUUGCGGAUUAUUUUAACCAUUCGGAUGUGGCGUGUAAUGUCAAGUUCGACGGGGAGGAGUAUGUCUUUCGUGCGGCGAAGGAGUAUAAUGAAGGCGAGGAAAUCUACAUGAGCUACGGCCCUCAUUCGAACGAUUUCCUGUUCACAGAAUACGGCUUCUACCUCGACACCAACGCCUCCGAAACCCUCUAUCUCGACGAAAUAAUCCUGCAGGACCUGAACGCCUCAAAACAAGAAGAGCUCGAGUUCCACCAAUACUACGGAAACUACCAACUCACAUCCGACGGCGUAUGUUACCGAACAGAAAUCGCCGCCGGACUAACCUACAUGCCACUACGACUUUGGCAGGACUAUGUACUAGGAUACUCGACCGACGGGGUGGAUGAGAAGAUGUCAGCGGCUGUGAUUCGGGGCUGGAUUGGUGUGUAUAUCAAGGAAGCGGAUGAGGCGGUGGCGCGGUUAGAGGAUUUGUAUAUUGCUCAGACGGAGGAUCAGGGUGUUAUUAGGAUGUUGUUGAAGAGGUGGAGGCAGAUUAGGGCGCUUUGUGAGGAAGCGAUUGAUCGGGUGUCUUCAUGA
Aspergillus tubingensis is the source of this 1251-nucleotide messenger RNA. RefSeq lists its product as uncharacterized. The record is from RefSeq and is a predicted model, not a curated record. Gene Ontology annotation, molecular function: protein-lysine N-methyltransferase activity; protein binding. The coding region runs from base 1 to 1251 and encodes 416 amino acids. The transcript has 6 exons. NCBI's taxonomy places the organism in Eukaryota, Fungi, Ascomycota, Eurotiomycetes, Eurotiales, Aspergillaceae. Gene Ontology annotation, biological process: peptidyl-lysine monomethylation.